Gasterosteus aculeatus aculeatus (three-spined stickleback) is the source of this 1918-nucleotide messenger RNA. RefSeq names its product abhydrolase domain containing 14A (gene abhd14a). The record is from RefSeq and is a predicted model, not a curated record. Gene Ontology annotation, cellular component: cytoplasm. Lineage: Eukaryota; Metazoa; Chordata; Actinopteri; Perciformes; Gasterosteidae.
GUUAUGCGCCGCUCGAAACGUGCUCCGACAUGGAACAAACGAUUUAAACCGUUUAUGUAAAAUAGACCAAUUCAUCAGAAUUAUUAUGCAUCGCUGGUCUUUUUUCGCGUGACAUCACCUGUCCAUUUUUACUAAAUAAUUAAUUCGACAUUUUCUAUACAAAGAACGCUGGUUCGUCGUUUCCUUUCAGUAAAAUAAUGAAACGUUAUAGCUAGCGUCAAGCUAGGAAUUGCUUGUCUCAGUCACCGAAGCUAACGUUAGCUAACGUUAGCUAACGUUAACACCAGCAUCGACCCGAAGCCGUUCUGCAAGAUUUCCCAUCACUGGCAGCAACCAGCAAUGCAGAAGACAUGACCGUAAAGCAGACAGCCUCGUCCUCCCGUCAGUGAACGUGUCUAACAAGUGUCUCCUCUGUGUUGAUCGUUUAUCUCGACGAGAUGAAUUUCUUGCGGAAUCGUCUUGUUGUUCUGGGCUUAGUGUUGUUGGCCACGUUGCUGCUGUACCUGCUGCUGCCAUCCAUUCGCCAGGGCAGCAUGGAGCCAUCCCUAGAAGCUCAAAGAAUGGGUCUGAUGGGCACCCCUCCUCCUCCCAUUCCUACCAUCAAUGUGUCCAUUCGCACCGGACAGCUACCCGGGGACCCUCCACUCUUCUUCAGAGAAGCUUUGCCUGUCGAUGGAGCUGGACGACAGAUAUUGCCAAGGCUGCAAGUGGUCCUUCUGCAUGGCCAGGCCUUCACAUCCAAAACCUGGGAGGAGCUCGGGACGAUGGCCCUACUCGCAACUAAUGGAUAUCAGGCCUUAGCCAUGGACCUUCCAGGUUACGGAAAAUCACCAGACUCUGAAGCUUUGAAGACUGAUCAGAACAGAGUGGAUCUCCUUUCUAGAUUCAUGGAGUCUUUGGGUGUCCGAUCAGCCGUGCUGCUGAGCCCCUCGAUGAGUGGACAUUACUCCAUCCCCUUCCUCAUGAAGAACAAUGCUCAGCUACAAGGCUUUAUUCCCAUAGCACCAGUCGGUACACGAAGUUACACUCCACAGCAGUAUCAAAACAUUCAGGUUCCCACUCUAAUUGUGUUUGGAGCCAUGGACACAAAUCUGGGUGCCCAGUCCCACAAGAACCUCAUACAACUUCCUAAUCACUUUGUGCUUAAGCUAGAAGGAGCUCGGCAUGCUUGUUACAUGGACAAACCCAGAGAAUUUCACCAAGGCCUGAUUGACUUUCUCAGCAAACUGAAGUGAGAUGUGUGGUGGAGGAAGAAUAAGUGGAAAGAUGGAAACAAAAGAAAGAAGAGGAAAUAGUCAGCGGAACACUCGUCUCCUAAUUAAUGGUUUAGUGUUGUGACAAUUGAGAGGUUUCUAAGAGCUACAUAAUUCUCAUGUUAUCCCCUAAAGCAAGGACAUUGGCAUGGGAUUAGGUUUUAAUCCAUGGAAAUAGCCUGUAAAACCUAGUAGUGAUCUUUGACACCACAGUAGUUCAGAUGUCCCAUUCCAAAAGUAUUAUUUUUGAUUUGUCCAAAAAGACUAGUUCACCACCGCUUGUUGUUAAAAUAGUUUCAGAUUUGUAUUGUGCUUCACGUGCUUCAUGUCUCUCUUUGCAUGUAAAAAACACAGAUGGAAGUGUUUCUGCUUCAGUUACCUUUUCUGUAGGUUGCUGUAAAUAUGCAAAUGUGUCCGGUGACUGUGUUUGAAUAGCUUCACAUUUAACAAAAUAUUUAUUUAUUACAACCUAAAAACCAUUACAGCUUCCAAAAAAACAUGUCGGACAAAAAGAAACUGCAGUGAUUCAAGAUUUUUAAGAAACUGCUCACAUUUAUUUAUAUAUAUUGAUGAGGUUGUAUGUAAAGUAUCUGCAAUAAGUUUGGACAAUCAUGCCAAAAAACAACUUAAAUAAGAUGUGCAUAUAAAAUAAAACUACAAAUGUU